Messenger RNA from Rhinichthys klamathensis goyatoka, 1476 nucleotides. RefSeq names its product cytosolic thiouridylase subunit 2 homolog (S. pombe) (gene ctu2). Gene Ontology annotation, molecular function: sulfurtransferase activity; tRNA binding. Lineage: Eukaryota; Metazoa; Chordata; Actinopteri; Cypriniformes; Leuciscidae. Gene Ontology annotation, cellular component: cytosol. The transcript has 14 exons. The record is from RefSeq and is a predicted model, not a curated record. The coding region runs from base 35 to 1468 and encodes 477 amino acids. Gene Ontology annotation, biological process: tRNA wobble position uridine thiolation.
GUAUUGUAUAUUUUUCCGGCUCGACAGGAAGUGUAUGAAGUGUAAGGAGGGAACUGCCGUGCUCAUCAUUCGUGUCAGUGAUGCGUUUUGCCGGUCCUGCUUCAAGGAAUACUUCAUACACAAGUUUCGGGCCAUGCUGGGAAAGAAUCGAGUCAUAUUUCCCCAGGAGAAGGUUCUUCUGGCUGUUUCUGGUGGCGCCGCCUCUUCCUCGAUGCUCUCACAAGUUAUAGAGGGCUUGAGUCGGGAUGCUCCCAAAAAGUUACGAUUUAUGCCAGGAAUCAUUUACAUCGAUGACGGCGGCGCUUGUGGGCGGAGUCAAGAGGAGCGACAGCGAUCUGUAGAUCAACUGAAGAGCAUCUUCACACACACGGGCUUCCCGUACUUUAUAGUUCCUCUGGAGCAGGUGUUCGCUCUGCCCGCCUCUGUACUGGUGCCGGUCACUUCUGAUCCAGACCCGUCCAAUCCCAGCUAUAAACUCGCUGUGGACCAGUUCAUCCGAGAGGAGCAGAAGCGGACAGAAGAGGAUUCAGCCAGCGCUGUGGCUCGGCUCACUGUAGAGGACUCGGCUUACUCUCCUGAACACAAGCUGGCGCUGGAGAGCCUGUUCUCAUCACUGAACACACUGACAGCGAAAGAGGACAUGCUACACACACUCAGGCUUCACCUGAUCCUGCACGUCGCCCGAGAGAACGGUUUCUCGAAGGUCAUGAUGGGGGAAAGCUGCUCUCGACUGGCUGUGAAACUGCUGAGUAACAUCGCUCUGGGUCGCGGAGCAGCGCUGGCUUCAGACACGGGUUUCUGUGAUCCUCGGUUCGGGGAUGUGGUGGUCGUGCGGCCAAUGAGGGAUUAUUCCUCUAAAGAGAUCGCCGCGUACUGUAGGAUGUUCCACGUGCCGUCCGUCUUUAUCCCGGGACUGGAGACCAAGACUCCGGAUAAAGCCAGCAUCCAGAGACUCACGGAGGCGUUCGUCACCAACCUUCAGGCCGAGUUCCCCUCCACUGUCAGCACCAUCUACAGAACGAGUGAGAAGCUUCACACAGUCAAACCUUCUGGAAGUGAAGCAACUGAACCUGCGUCUAAAUGCCUUCUGUGUGUGUGCGCUCUCGACACUACUGUGGAUAAAGCUUCGGCUUUCCAUGCCACUCUGGUGUCUGAGCAGCUGUCCCAGAUCAAGCCCAAGGACGUGUCCCAUGAUGCACUGCGCUGCGUGGAGGCUCAGGACGUGUCCCAUGAUGCACUGCGCUGCGCGGAGACUCAGUGUUGUGGGACCGGCGGCUGCUCCUCAAACCGGGUUCCUGCACAUCAGGACUGGAAGACACUGUUGUGUUACAGCUGUAGACUCACGGUUAAGGACAUGGAAUCCGUCGACACUCUUCCAGCGUACAUCAGGACAGAGGCGGAGAAACGGAGGAAAAGAGCUUUGAUGAAGAUGGAAAUCAGCGAGUAUCUUUUGGAGGACGGCGACUAGCAGAUAUU